AUGCAUCAUCGUGACUGCGUUGUGACAGACCGAGGCGGUGUCAUUGAGAACCGCCACCAGGUACACGCGGCUGUCGUCGACGCCAAGGGCAAACUUUUGUUCGCCGUCGGCAACCCGCACCGGGUCACUCUGGCUCGAUCGGCUGCAAAGCCAGCUCAGACUCUUGCCAUAUUGGAGACGGGCGCCUUUGACCCAACAGUCUCGGAGGGAGCGGACAUUGCGCUCAUGUGUGCGUCACACAGCGCCGAGGAUCGCCAUCUUCAACGGACCUACGACAUGCUGAAAAGAAUCGGCGCAGAGGAGGAGGAUCUUCGGUGCGGUGGCCACGCUGCGCUCUCGGACAAGGUGAACCGGAUGUGGAUCAAGAACGACUUUGUCCCCGGACCGGCAACCAACAACUGCUCGGGAAAGCAUUGCGGCAUGAUUGCUGGCUCAAAAGCUCUGGGUGCGUCUGUUGAAAACUACCACCUUCCUGAUCAUCCCAUGCAGAUGAGGGUGAAGCAGGUCGUUAGUGAUCUGACCGCCCCAAAUAUCGGCAAUGAUGAGGUACAAUGGGCACUUGAUGGUUGCAAUCUACCGGCACCAGCGUUCCCUCUUCGCUGCUUGGCCGGCAUGUAUGCCAGCUUUGCUGAUGCCGCUGACGGAAACCAUGAUAUAAAAACCGAGCGCCACGAUCACAUGGCUCGUGUCUUCAAUUCAAUGGUCGAAUUUCCCGAAUACGUCGGGGGCGAUGACCGAUACUGCACAGAGCUCAUGAGAGCAUACGCACCUUCGCUCAUAGGCAAACUGGGUGCCGACGGGUGUUAUGGCGUUGGGAUCCGUGCCUCGGCUGAUACAGAACGCCUGGGCGCAACUGGAGCCUUGGGGAUCGCAGUGAAGAUUGAGGACGGCAGCAUCGAGAUCCUCUAUGCCGCAGUCACUGAGAUCCUGGAGCAGCUGCAAAUCGGGACAUCGGAACAACGCAAGAAGCUGGACCACUUCCAUCACCUCGAGCGACGGAAUACCGUAAAUACCGUGACCGGGAAAGUUACAUUGGCCUUUUCGGUGAGACCAAACGACGAGGGAGCUCAGGCACUUUAG
This is a messenger RNA of Pestalotiopsis fici W106-1, 1080 nucleotides long. RefSeq lists its product as uncharacterized. The record is from RefSeq and is a predicted model, not a curated record. Lineage: Eukaryota; Fungi; Ascomycota; Sordariomycetes; Amphisphaeriales; Sporocadaceae. The coding region runs from base 1 to 1080 and encodes 359 amino acids. The transcript has a single exon.